Molecule: messenger RNA, 426 nt
Organism: Loa loa (African eye worm)
Lineage: Eukaryota; Metazoa; Nematoda; Chromadorea; Rhabditida; Onchocercidae
Exons: 2
Source: RefSeq, a predicted model, not a curated record
AUGGCUUACGUUAAUGUGCAAGGCCCAAAUCUGCCAACUUUGGCAGAUUUGAAAAAUCAUCUUCGCGAAGAGCCGCUGUACCUCCAAGUAUUGGAGGAUUAUUUGCGAAAUGCGGCGCAUUUAAUUAAUGAUUUGAGAGCGAGGCUGGAGAGAAAUGAGCUUGAAGCUCAUAAUAAUAUUGCAACAGUUGCGGUCCCAAGGGCGGACUUAGGACAUCGCGCAAGUCCUCCGCCAACUCAGGAGCAAUUAGAAUUGUCCCGAGAGCUCCUGGAACACGAGCGCGAAAUGGAGCAAGAAGGUGAGGAUGAGGAGCGGCUCGUGUUCCAUUCCCUCCAGCAGCAACAACAUGAAGAGCGAGAAAUGGUAGAACCAGUACCGGCACUGGUUCAAAACGAAGAGGAGGAGGAGUUGGCGGAGCGGCGUCAG